Molecule: messenger RNA, 1982 nt
Organism: Sitodiplosis mosellana (orange wheat blossom midge)
Lineage: Eukaryota; Metazoa; Arthropoda; Insecta; Diptera; Cecidomyiidae
Product: facilitated trehalose transporter Tret1-like
Exons: 5
Coding region: 14-1390 (458 amino acids)
Biological process (GO): transmembrane transport
Cellular component (GO): membrane
Molecular function (GO): transmembrane transporter activity
Source: RefSeq, a predicted model, not a curated record
UCGAAAACGAGCGAUGAUCCUCGUGAAUGUGCCGCUUAUAAUCGCCUGGUUUUUAAUGUACACUGCUGGGAGUGUUUGGCAAAUUUUCGUCGCAAACAUUUUACUUGGUCUUGGUGUUGGCCUCAUGGAAUCCCCGGUCAUUACUUAUAUCGGAGAGAUUAUUGAACCUUCAUAUCGUGGGAUUCUCAUCGCGUACACCAAUGUAUUUGGCUCAUUCGGAAUGAUGUUGGUGCUCGUUUUGAAUACGAUGCUGCCGUGGCGAAUGGUCGGCUUAGUGUGUAUGUUCAUUCCAAUUUUUACCGUGUUGGCGCUUUGUUUUGUUCCUGAAACACCAUUGUGGCUUCUCUCAAAGAAUCGAGUAAAUGAUGCUGAAAAAGCCCUUUGUUGGCUGCGUGGCUGGGCACCAAAGGAAAAUGUCUCUGAGGAAUUCCAGGCGCUUCAGCGGUACAGUCAACGUUCAAAAUCGUGCAGUUCUUGUAUAAAAAAGGACUUAAAAUGUACUCAUCCACUGCCGACCAUGCUUGAGAAAUUGAGGGAGCUAAAGCGCAAACAAACGCUCAAGCCGUUAUUCAUUGUGGUGUCGCUGAUGGUAAUCGCUGAAUUCACCGGUAUAACUGGAAUGAAUCCGUUCCUUGGCCAAAUUUUCAAAGCUUAUGAAAGCCCGAUCGCACCGGAUCAAGCAAUGGCCAUCCUUGGUUUUGUGAAUAAUUUCGCGAACAUAGUGUUCUUAUGCUUGAUUCGCUUCACAGGCAAACGGAAAUUAUACUUUCCAAUGUUAACGAUGGUAUUUCUAUGCUCGGCCACUGUCUCGGCUUAUGGUUUUGCAUUUCUUCCAAACGGCUACAACUCAUUCGAUCACUCAACCGCUUCAGUGGGAAAUAAAAAUCUCACCUACAUACCAUUCGUUUGUCUGAUUCUGUGGAGCUUCUGUUCGUACUGUGGUGUGAAUUCCGUGCCCUGGCAAAUGUUAUCGGAGGUUUACCCAUUCAAGGCACGUGGUAUUGCAUCUGGAUUAUCGGCAGCUUUAGACUAUUUCUUCACUUUCGUCAGCACAAAAUUGUAUUACGAUUUGGAAACAUCACUAUCAAUGCCCGGAAUUGCUCUAGUCAAUUGCAUUAUCACUGGAUUGGGGCUGGUUCUGAUUUACAACAUUAUGCCUGAAACGGAAAAUCGCACGCUGGAAGACAUUGAAUUCCAUUUUUCGGAUAAUUCCAAAAAACUCACCGAUCGCAAAAUUGCUCGAGUUUCCACGGAACAGCUGGAAGAAACGAAAGGUGAUGGGGAUGGCGAAAUCGUCAAAAGUAGCUUUGAGCUCGAAAAUGGCAACGAUUCACUCAAGAAUAACACUCGAAUCGGCUGUGAUAGUCGUGGUUUUGUUAUUGAUGCUUGAAUUUGUGAAAGGAAAUACUCUUCAACGGGAAUUUAAUUUGAAUUUUCAUUGAAUCAUGAAUACUUUUUUCUGAAAUAGACUGUCUAUAUAUUAUAUAUAUUAGAAAAAAUCGACUAGAGGAAGGAAAAGCAACAUUUUUCAUUGAAAAAUAAAGCAAUUGAAUGUGUUGUCAAACGUGAAAUUGUACCAAAAAAACACAUAGAAUAGUAUAAUAAAGAAAAACAUAGAAUUUAUCAACCAAUUUUCACGAAACAAAGGUAUUGUCGGACACCGAAUGAUUCAUUUAAAGCCAAUUGCACAAAAAUAAUUGAGAAAGGUCAAGUUCGGGAACAUGAACUUCGAUCCGAAUGCUAGACGAAGAGAAAAGUUAGAUUUUACCCAAUUAAAAGGUAAAAAAUUGGUCUUUGCGAAUGUUGCGAGAACAAAAUCAGGCAUAAAAAUUUCAUUUACAAGGGAUUUUGAUUUCGCAGUCUAGCUCAUCAACAAACUAAAAUGUUUUAUUGUAAUUCGUAAUUCAUAAGCAGUUGUUGGUAAAAUGUUUACUUUGUUUGAUAAAGUGUAUAAAUAAAACGUGUUCAAAUAUGAAUGAAAA